AUGGUAGAAAUAGGUUUGGGAGUUAAAAUUUUAUUCUUAUGGAUUUUUCUAGAGCUUAAUAGAAUUUUCUGAAAUUUAUGUGCCGAAAAUACAACUAAUGCUUAGAAUUUUAUUUUGUAAUAUCUUUUAUAAUUUUAAUUGAUUUUUUUAAAAAUACAAAAGAACAACAAUAAAUAAUAAUAAAAUAACUUACCUUGGCGGUUCACGGUCGGGUUAGGGGGCGGGCGGCUGCGCAAUCGCAAAUCUCCCGUGACUGUUUCCAGACUUAACUGAAAUUUAGGACUUUCGGUUACGUCUGAAAAGGUAGAGAGAGAGAGGGCAACGGGCACGCAAGGACCAGCAGCGAGCGCACGGUGGCUGGCGAUAGGCGGCGGCGGUGGCCGGCGGACGUGCGGCGGUUGGCGAUGGGCACGCAGCAGUGGUCAGCGGAUGCGCGGCUGCUGGCGAUAGGUGGCAGCAGUGGUCGGCGGACGAGAGAGACGAGGAGCGGUGGAGUGGCGGAUCACAACGGCGAUGGAUGAGGAAAUGGAUGAUCUCUUUUUUUGUGACUUUUUUGGAAGGGCUAACUAGAGAGAGAAAGGAUGACCUCGAGAGAAAAAAAAACACGAAUCCUAAAGAGAACAAGUGGACGAAAUGGUGGGAUAGAGAGAGAAAACGAAGGAAAAAUGAAAGGGAAAUGGUGAGAGGCGAUGGAGAUGAAGAGAAAUGAUGAUUUGAUGCAAACCUAAGUUCCUAAAAAAAACCUAGUACUCAUUUCUUGAGCCCUCAAUGCGUCCUCUCAAGUUCGGAUCCUUAUAUUCCGCUAGGAUCAGACGUUUUCUUCUAAAUCAAAGAAGAGAGAAGAUUGAAUGAUUACUUCAAGAAACUUACACCAAGCAAGGAGAAUCCUUGGACCUUGGAGAGCCUUGUCCUACUGGCCAGCCUCUUGCUAGAGCACGUCUAGAACGACUCAAGAGAGAGAGAAGAGAAGAGUUUUUAUAUAAGGACAAGUAUGACUAAAAUGCCCCUUCAUAAUUCCCUAAUCUCUCUCCAAGAAUUUCGAAAUCUCUUCCUUUAGAAUGGAUUUAGGAAGGUCUAAAUGGGCCUGGACAUGGACCCAAAACCUCUUCUAAUUCUCUUUUAAGCUUCAGAACCGAAAUUCCUCCAAAGUACUCCUAGCAUAUGAAGCUAACUUUCAUCCACUAAAGUGCUCCUAAUUUAUUGCUGAUUUCUAUUAAAUUUUGCACGCAUGAAAACUUGAAAAUAUUUGUUAGUAAUAAAACUAUUUAACUUCAUAGAAGUCAAUCAGGGUUAGUCAAAAUCAUGCAAAAUUCAUGCGUAGUGUGUAAAUAGUGAAAUUAAUGCAAAUCUAGGAAUAUUUAAAUAAUUCUAUUAAUAGCAUGAUAUUUUCAUGAUUUAAAUAAACAAAAAUCAUAUAAAAUGUAAGGAAUAAUCAACACAAAUAUCAUGUUAUUAGUCAUCCAACUCGCUUCUAUCUGAGUGUUCUUCUCUCUCAUCGUAAAUUAGGCAUGAUCUCUCUACUAAUUGGAUGUUUUUAACCCCUUUCUCUAUGGUGAUCUCGAGGAGCAAGUCUUCAUGGAGCAACCUCCAGGAUAUGUUACUUAAGGGGAGUCAUCUAAUGUGUGUUCCUUAUGAAAGGUGAUUUACAGGCUCAAGUAGAGUCCACAUGUUUGAUUAGCCAAGUUUAGUAGUCUUCUCACCACAUUUGACUUCUCAUCAUGCGUUGCAGAUCUCACUAUACUCACAAAGAAGAUUGAGGGUGGCCUAGUCAUUCUUGUAGUUUACAUCAUCAACAUUCUUAUGACUAAGAGUAAUGAGGCCGACAUUCAUUUGACCAAAGUUUAUUUGUAACAGCAUCUCAACAUCUGUGACUUAGGGACUCCAAGAUAUUUUCUUAAGAUUGAGUUUGCAUACCUAGAUAGAAAGCUCAUCAUAACCCAGCGAAAGUAUGCUUUUGACAUGCUUUAAGAGACUAAACUCCUUGGGUGCAAGUUGAGACUUUGUCCAUAGAGGCUUGUCUACAAUUCUAGGAUACUUCCUCUCUACUCUUUGAGAAUGUUAAUUAGUAUAGACGAUUGUUGUGCAAGUUGAUAUAUCUCACCAUCACUUGUCUUGAUAUUGUGUAACAUAGUCAUCACCGUGUCGAAGCCUAUUCUAAUGUUGGGUAUGCAAGUGACAAGGGUGACCAAAAGUCUACUAUAGGUUACUACACAUAUGUCGGAGGUAACCUCAUCACUUAGCAGUCUCAAAAAUAGAGGGUGGUGUCUUACUCCAACAUAG
This is a messenger RNA of Spirodela intermedia, 2280 nucleotides long. The record is from the annotation of a GenBank genome assembly. Lineage: Eukaryota; Viridiplantae; Streptophyta; Magnoliopsida; Alismatales; Araceae.